AUGGCUAGGGAGGAGCUUAGAAACGACACUGAGCUGUCGAACAGAAGUGAAAAAGUCCAGGUUUCAGAUAAUGAACGUCAAAGGGAAGUGAGGUCUGAAGAUGUGGAGGAGUCCAACGCUCAGUACCGUCUAGACGCCGAUGCCGAGGUCAUCAAGGAUCGAGGUGUUUACCGUGUGGAGGCGCUCAAGAAGGUGCUUUAUUCUCAUGACAAGGGCCUUCAAAUGAGAAUCACCUUGGGUGUUUCUGUUCUUCUUUGUGCCUGGGCCACUUCUUUGGAUUCUUCAGUCACCAACAGUUUAAAGCCAUGGGCCACUUCUGCCUUUAAUCAGCACUCCAUGGGUCUAGGUACGUUGGCCAUUGCAGUGCAGAUUAUCGGAUCCAUUGCCAAACCUGUUUGGGCCAGAAUCGCCAAUAUCGUCUCCAGACCUAUCACAUAUAUGGUUUCGGUGAUUUUCUACACUUUGGGUUAUGUCAUUGUGGCCGCUAGUGACUCCAUUUCAGCCUAUAUUGUCGGAUCCGCUUUGGCCUCUGCUGGAAGCGCAGGUAUUCAAUUCUUGAACAGAGUCAUUGUGGCCGAUAUGACUUCCUUGAAAUGGAGAGCUCUUGCAACCUCCUCGUUAAGUACGCCUUAUAUUAUCAACACCUGGUAUGCCGGUUACAUUGUACUGGACUUGGGUCCGACUCAGUGGAGAUGGGGCUACGGUAUGUUUUGUAUUAUCAUGCCUGUGGUGCUUUCUCCAGCUACCAUCAUCAUGACUGUGUUCGAAAGCAGAGCACACAAGUACCUUGGUGAGCUGGAAAUGACAGACUACAAGGAGGAAAUGGGUUUCAAGAAGAACUGGAAAAAGCUCAUCUGGAGAGUCAUCAUUGAGGUUGAUGCCUUUGGCUUGUUGCUUCUUGGAUUUGCCUUUUCCUUGCUUUUGUUGCCAUUUUCCCUUUACAAAAAUGCAGAAGAUCAAUGGAGAAACCCCAGUUUGAUUGCCAUGUUCGUGGUGGGUGGUUUCCUUCUCGGGUUCUUCUUCGUCUACGAAUUCCUCAUUGCCCCAUUUCCUAUCCUUCCAAAAAGAUCCUUGAACAGAACACUCGUGGCCUCUAUUGUUAUAGAUUUCUUUUAUCAGCUUGCUGGAAUGGUGCCUGCGGUGUACUUUUCCUCUUUUGCAUGGAUUGUCAAGGACUGGAGCAACAGAGACUGGACCUACUUCAACAACACCAAGACAUUGACCCUUUGUGUUUUCGGUAUUGUUGCCGGUAUUUGCAUGAGAUUGAGUCACAGGUACAAGAUCUGGCAAUUUUUCGGUGUCACCUUGGCAAUGGUGGGUUCAGGUAUCAUGAUAGAUGGAAGAACCGCAAGUGACAAUACACUUCGGAUGAUCUGGUCCCACAUUCUUUCGGGUAUUGCUGGAGGAUUCAACGUCAAUGCUUCCAAUGUUGCUUUACAGGCCUCCGUGCCUCAUAGAGACAUGGCGGUGUCGAUGUCCAUUUUGUCCUUGUCGUCUUCCAUUGGUUCUUCUGUUGGUUCUGCGGUUUCUACUGCUAUCUGGCAAGGAAAGAUGGAGGCUGCUUUGAGAAAAUACAUGCCUGCUAGUGUUUCUGACGAACAGGUGAAGACCUUCUUUGCCAACAUCAGUAACCUCAGAAAGUACGAUUUUGACAGUGAACUCAGACAGGCUGGUAUCAAGGCAUACCGGGAAGUCAACUUCUACUUCUAUCCGAUUGCCGUGGGGUUGCAGGGUAUUCGUUUCAUUGCUGUUUGUUUCCAGAGUAAUUUCUUUCUUGGUGACACUCAGAAUGCUGUGGAGCACUAUGAUGGAAACCCCAUCACUGUUGAGGAGCAACAGAGAAAGAAGGAGGAGGAGGGUGAGGAUAAGAAAAAGAAGAGAAGUUGGAAGAAGAUUUUGCUCAAUGUGGAGGACUAA
Messenger RNA from Candidozyma pseudohaemuli, 1917 nucleotides. RefSeq lists its product as uncharacterized. Gene Ontology annotation, molecular function: transmembrane transporter activity. The record is from RefSeq and is a predicted model, not a curated record. The transcript has a single exon. The coding region runs from base 1 to 1917 and encodes 638 amino acids. Lineage: Eukaryota; Fungi; Ascomycota; Pichiomycetes; Serinales; Metschnikowiaceae. Gene Ontology annotation, biological process: transmembrane transport.